This is a messenger RNA of Candoia aspera, 8293 nucleotides long. Its product is annotated as mucin-5AC-like. The record is from RefSeq and is a predicted model, not a curated record. The transcript is spliced from 54 exons. Gene Ontology annotation, molecular function: protein binding. Gene Ontology annotation, cellular component: extracellular matrix. Bases 1 to 8172 code for a protein of 2723 amino acids. NCBI's taxonomy places the organism in Eukaryota, Metazoa, Chordata, Lepidosauria, Squamata, Candoiidae.
AUGGAGUUUGGUACAGGGCCCAUGAUAUGGUUAUGGGUUGUAAUUCUAACGAUCUGCUGUAUCCAACAGAAAGCUUCAAGUACAGAAGCUGUAUCUGAAAGAGUCACCAUCAUCCCACCAUUGACAAAAAAGCCAGUUAUAACAUCCUUCAACACAGCUCAUAAUGGGCAAGUCUGCAGUACGUGGGGCUUCUUUCACUUCAAGACAUUUGAUGGCGACAUCUAUACUUUUCCUGGUGUUUGCAAUUAUGUCUUUGCCUCUCAUUGCAAUGCACCUUUUGAGGACUUCAACAUCCAGAUUAGGCGCAAAAUAGUGGGAUACACUCCCACUAUCAGCUAUGUCACCAUGAGGUUGGAUGGAACAGAUUUUCAAAUGCAGAAGGAUGAAAUUUUGGUGAAUGGCAAACGGAUUCAGUUACCUUACAGUGGAUCUGGAUUCGAAAUACAGAAUUUUCUCAACUACAUUAAAGUGAAUGUUAAAAUGGGCUUAUCCCUAAUGUGGAAUAAAGACGACUGUGUAAUGCUGGAACUUGAUAAAAAAUAUGCCAAUCAGACCUGUGGACUCUGUGGAGAUUUCAAUGGCAUUCCAAAGUACAACGAAUUUUAUUUAGAGAAUACCCCCAUGACAGACUUACAGUUUGGGAAUACAUGGAAGCUGAAUGGUCCAACAGAAGACUGUGAGGAUCCUAUACCAUCUGCUCAGAAGAAGUGCACUGAUGAAUAUGAUACUUGCCGGAAAAUACUGACUGGUUCUUCAUUCUCUGAAUGUAAUGAUAUUGUAGAGGUGAAUAGCUAUAUUGAAUCUUGUGCAGAUGACUUGUGUCUCUGUGAGGAAGUUGAAAAAUUAUCCUGUCUCUGUCACACUUUUGCUGAAUACUCUCGGCAAUGUGCUCAUGCCGGUGGCCGUCCUCAAAACUGGAGAAGCCCAGAACUAUGCCCAAUGUCAUGCUCUUUUGGUAUGCAAUAUCAAGAAUGUGGAUCACCUUGUGCAAACACUUGUACCAAUUCUGAAAGAGCUCAUGUCUGUGAAGAUCACUGUGUGGAUGGCUGCUUUUGUCCACCUGGAACUGUUUAUGAUGACAUCAACAGCAAAAACUGCAUCCCCUUUGAGCAAUGUUCCUGCAUUUAUAAUGGCGAAUCCUAUGCUCCAGGGAUGACAUAUUCAGUUCCAUGCCGUUCCUGUUUCUGCAGCGGGGGUAAGUGGAACUGCACAGAGCUUCCCUGUCCUGGUAUUUGCUCAAUAGGAGGAUCACAUAUCUCUACCUAUGAUGAAAUACAGUAUAAUUUCCAUGGAAGCUGUACUUAUAUUCUAUCCAAGAUUUGUGAAGAAGAAGCCUUUACUAUUCUCGGAGAACUUGGCCCAUGUGGCUUGACAGAGACUGAGACCUGCUUAAAAAUGGUGGCUGUUAGCAUCAAUGGCGGACAGACUACUGUUGUGAUCAACCGUGAUGGUGCUGUAUAUGUGAACUGGAUGUAUACUCAGCUGCCUGUCUCAGUGGCUAAUAUACUGAUAUUCAAGCCUUCAACUUCCUACAUCAUUCUGGCAACACAUUUUGGCCUUCAGCUAGCGAUCCAGAUGAUUCCCAUGAUGUGUGUAGAUAUUUAUCUGAAUCCAUCUUUCCAAGGGAGGACCUGUGGCCUCUGUGGCAACUUUAACCACCUCCAGACAGAUGACUUCAAAACCCUAACUGGACUGACAGAAGGAACAGCACCUGCAUUUGCUAAUACCUGGAAAACUCAGGCUGAUUGUGUCAACAUCAAGCAGAAUUUUAAGGACCCUUGCACCCUGAGCAUUGAAAAUGAAAAAUAUGCCCGUCACUGGUGUGGACUCCUGACUGAUCCUGAAGGACCUUUUGCUAAAUGCCAUCUCAUAGUGAAUCCAAAGACUUAUCAUACGAACUGUAUGUUUGACACCUGCACUUGUGAGAGAAGUGAGGAUUGCCUGUGUGCUGCCCUCUCUUCGUAUGUCAGAGCCUGCACAGCCAAGGGAAUUGAACUUCCAGAAUGGAGAACCAACGUCUGUUCCAAAUACACUUCAUGUCCCAAAUCUCAGAAUUAUAGCUAUCGAAUUAGCUCUUGUCAAUCUACUUGCCGAUCACUGAGUGAACCUGAUAUUACCUGCAGUAUCAAAUUUGUCCCAGUUGAUGGCUGUACAUGUGAAAAUGGAACUUACAUGGAUGAUUUUGGAAAAUGUGUGCCUGCUAACAAAUGUCCCUGUUAUUACAAAGGAACAGCCAUACUCUCUGGUGAAGUUCACCAUGAGUUUGGCGUUGUAUGCACUUGUAAUCAAGGAAAACUAAACUGCAUUGGUAAUGGAGAUUCCAAGCCAGUUUGUAGCACUCCAAUGGUUUACUUUGACUGCAGAAAUGCCACUGUUGGCAGCAAAGGGGCUGAAUGCCAGAAGAGCUGUCACACUCUUGAUAUGCAUUGUUACAGCCCCCAAUGUGUCUCUGGUUGCCUAUGUCCAGAUGGGCUAGUGUCAGAUGGGAAAGGAGGCUGUAUUCCUGUGGAAGAGUGCCCAUGUAUUCACAAUGAAGCCACGUAUCAGCCUGGAGAAAAGAUCAAAGUUGACUGUAACACUUGUGUAUGUAAGAACAGGAUGUGGAAAUGUACCAUGGAGACAUGCCUAGCAACCUGUGCUAUUUAUGGAGAUGGGCAUUAUAUCACCUUUGAUGACAAGCGUUAUAUUUUCAAUGGGAAAUGUGAAUAUACACUAAUACAGGAUUAUUGUGGCCAGAACAGUUCCACCCAGGGGUCAUUCCGAAUCAUCAGUGAAAAUGUUCCUUGCGGCACCACUGGCACCACUUGUUCUAAAACUAUUAAAGUGUUCUGGGAAAACUAUGAACUAAUACUUACUGAGGAGCACUAUGAAGUGGUAAAAAGAGGGAAUGGAGGUCAGCUACCAUUUCAGAUUCGCCAUAUGGGCAACUACUUGGUGACGGAGACUGUCAAAGGACUAAUUAUCUUAUGGGACAAGAAAUCAAGCAUAUCUAUCAAACUCAGUGCAGAUUUCAAGGGUGAGGUCUGUGGGCUAUGUGGGAACUAUGAUGGAAAUGGGAUUAAUGACUUUACAACUCGGAGUCGGUCUGUAGUAGGCGAUGUGCUGGAGUUUGGAAACAGUUGGAAGGUAUCACCCACAUGUCCCGAUGCCAAAUGCAUCAAGGAUCCUUGCUCCAAGAAUCCUUACAGGAAAGCCUGGUCACAGAAGCAGUGCAGCAUCAUCAACAGUGAAGUCUUUGCUGCCUGCCACUCUCAGGUGGAACCAACUAAAUACUAUGAAGCAUGUGUGACUGAUGCCUGUGCUUGUGACACUGGGGGAGACUGUGAAUGCUUCUGUACAGCUGUAGCUGCAUAUGCUCAAGUAUGUAGUGAACAUGGAGUAUGUGUAUCAUGGAGAACACCAUCCAUCUGCCCCAUGUUUUGUGACUAUUACAAUAUCGGAGAUGAAUGUGAAUGGCACUACAAGCCCUGUGGAGCCCCAUGCAUGAAGACAUGUAGGAAUCCAAGUGGGAAGUGCAUUUAUCAAUUGCCUGGCUUGGAAGGCUGCUAUCCAUACUGCCCAGCAGAUAAGCCUUAUUUCAGUGAGGAAGAGCUGAAAUGUGUUAACACUUGUGGCUGUUACGAUGCUGAGGGUAACUAUCAUCCAUUAGAAGAAACCUUUAGUUCAGGAGAGAUGUGUCAGUCAUGUAAAUGUACCAACAAAGGCAUUAGGUGUGACUACGAUCCUAAAGCUUGCUACUGCUACUAUGAAGGAAAGAAGUAUAACUACAAGGAAGUCAUUUACAAUACUACCGAUGGCUUGGGCUCAUGUAUGACUGCAAUUUGCGAAGUCAAUGGGACAAUCAAGAGAGAAGUCUACGGCUGUGCUGGAUUAACCACAAAACGACCAUUUGAAUUCACAGUGUCAACACCAAAUGGAACAGAAUCAACUUCAUCAGGAACAACGACGUGUGUGCAUAAAAUUUGUGAAUGGAUGGGGUGGUAUGAUGUUAGCUACCCAUCAUAUGGACCAACCAAUGGAGAUUAUGAAACUCCAGAAAACAUAAGAGCCAAAGGACAUAAUCUUUGCAAACAUCCAGAUAAAGUGGAAUGCAGAGCAAAAGAAUUUCCCAGGGAAACAUUGCAUUCUCUCAGACAAAAUGUAGUAUGCACCACAGCUGAUGGCUUGAUCUGCAAUAACAAUGAUCAGUUUCCACCAAUCUGCUACAAUUAUGAGGUCAGAUUCUUCUGCUGCAAUUUUGAACCAUGUGGUCCCUUGACAUCAAUGCCUAUUACUACCACCACUGCAGGAACAACAACAGUCCCUGAAACAACUUCACUGCAUUAUAUACCUACAUCUAGCACUCCAGUUGCUAUUAUCACCACUCCUCCUACUUCCCAGCCUUCCACACUAAUUUCGAUGCAGCCCACUUCUACAUCAUGCAUUCCUAUAUGUAAGUGGACCCAAUGGUUUGAUGACCACAAUCCAAACACAAGCCCAGACGGUGAUUUUGAGCUCUAUGCAAACAUACGAGCACGUGGACUGGUUUGUGAGCAUCCCCAAGACAUCAAAUGCCAAGCAAAGGACUAUGCAAACACUAAAAAUCCUCCCCCUCAGCAGCAUUUCCAGUGCAACGUAGAGGUUGGACUUGCGUGCAGACAUUCAGAGCAGAAAAAGAAACCAAACAAAUGUAUCAACUACGAGGUAAAAUUCCUAUGUUGUGAUUACAGUCAUUGCCAUACAGUCACAACACCAGCAGCUUCCAAAACUACACCAGCCAAAAUUCUGUACACUUCCACAACAUCUACUGGCACCACCACACCACACCCAAUCUCAACCACCAGCAAAAGCACCACCCUGGUACCCACGAGUGCAGAAGUAACAACAGGAAAGCAAACAACCACAACCCUUUCCACUACACCGUCAACACUUGUGUCUACAAGUGCAGGAGUAACAACAGGAAAGCAAACCACCACAACCCUUUCCACUACACAGUCAACACUUCCAGCCACAUCUGGAAUGGUCUCUACUAUAUUGACCACCAGCCAAAGCACCACCCUGGUAUCCACAAGUACAGAAGUAACAACAGGAGAGCAAACCACCACAACCCUUUCUACUCCACCAUCAACCCUUCCAGUCACCUCUGGAAUGGUCUCUACUACAUCAACCACCAGCCUAAGCACCAUCCUGGUGUCCACAAGUGCAGGAGUAACAACAGGAAAGCAAACCACCACAACCCUUUCUACACCACUGUCAACACUUGUGUCCACAAGCACAGGAGCAACAACAGGAAAGCAAACCACCACAACACUUUCUACUCCACCAUCAACACUUCCAGUCACCUCUGGAAUGGUCUCUACUACAUCAACCACCAGCCUAAGCACCAUCAUGGUGUCCACAAGUGCAGGAGUAACAACAGGAAAGCAAACCACCACAACCCUUUCUCCUCCACCAUCAACCCUUCCAGUCACCUCUGGAAUGGUCUCUACUACAUCAACCACCAGCCUAAGCACCAUCAUGGUGUCCACAAGUGCAGGAGUAACAACAGGAAAGCAAACCACCACAACCCUUUCUCCUCCACCAUCAACCCUUGUUUCCACGAGUGCUGGGCUGGUAUCAGGUUCCACACUAGGAACCACUUUAAGCAGAACAACUCCAUGUUUCUGCCAUGUAUCUGGAACUCCUGAUACUUUAUUUUCUCCUGGAGAAGUAAUAUAUAAUAGAACUGAUAGUUCUGGAUGUAGUUUUACUGCAAUAUGUGACACAAAUUGUGAAAUUAAGAGGUAUCCAGUAUUGUGUCCUACAACAACUUCCCAUCCAUCAACAUCAUCAGUUAUAACCUCAGGAACCUUAUCUACUCUCAGUUCCACAACUUCUGUUCCAUCAACCAAACUACACACUUCUUCAGCUGCCCCAACUACAAAAGUCAUUGUCUCAACUCCUGUAUCAGGUUGCCCUUAUGCUGAUCCACCUAGAAAGAUUAAUGAAACAUGGAUGUUUAAUAACUGCACUAAGGCAACAUGUGAGGGGAACAACCGAAUUGUUAUGGUGCCACUCCCACAAGCUGAGAAGAUAAACUGUGCCAGUGGACUCCAACCAAGAAAAAUAGUAGAUGCGGACGGCUGUAUAGAACGCUAUGAGUGUGAAUGUAUCUGUAUCGGUUGGGACCAUUCUAACUAUAUGACUUUUGAUGGCACUCCUUACACUUUCCAUGGCAAUUGCACUUAUAUCUUGGUGAAAGAGAUUGUGAAUAAACAUGGAAACCUCCGUAUUUUGCUUGACAAUUCCUUCUGUGAUGUAGCUAGUAAUCAAUCCUGUUCCAGAUCCCUGCUUGUAUAUUACAACUCUAUGGAAGUCAUACUAAGUAGUCAAGUACAUGAAGGAGUGAGAACUAACAAGGUUUUUUUCAGCAAUGAGUCAGUCACAGGGGGCUUUGCCAAAGAUGGCAUUUUGGUUACUAGUGCUGGAACUGUCAUGACUGUUGAAAUUCCUGCCCUCAGUGCUUUUGUUAUCUUCAACGGCUUCAUCUUCUCUGUUAUACUUCCGAAUGCCCUCUUUCAACACAACACAGAGGGACAGUGUGGGCUUUGUUCAAAUGACCGAUCAGAUGAUUGUCGCUUGCCCAAUGGUCAUGAAGCUGUCUCCUGCUCAGACAUGGCUACCCACUGGAAAGUUAAUGAUAUCAAUAAGCCCUCCUGUCAGCUGGAGCCAACAACAAGCCCUCCAGUGACCACAACAGUGCCAACAACAAAACCUUUGGUGACCACAUUAUCACCAAUAACAACGCCCUGCAGCAACCCAUCAUCUUUGUGCAAGAUGAUUAUAAGCGAUAUUUUUGCAGAUUGCCAUAAAGUUCUGCCUCCAAGAGAAUUCUAUGAAAACUGCCUCCAUGAAUCAUGUCAGGCUUCCAAUGACUCCUUGAUUUGCACCUAUGUCUACAUGUAUGCCUCCCUCUGCACAGCUAAAGGGGUUUGUAUUGACUGGAGGAACAGAACUCAAGGAAAAUGCCCCUAUCAUUGCCCCAAAGACAAGGUGUAUUCUGCUUGUGCUCCUCUUCAUCCACGAACCUGUGAUAAUGGACUAACACACAACAUUGGUCAGCGUUUUGCUGAAGGAUGUGUUUGUCCAAAAGACAAAAUCAUGUUCAAUUCUUACACUGACCUCUGUGUUUCAGAAUGUGGUUGUGUGGGACCAGAUGGAUUACCAAAACUGCCUGGUACCAAAUGGAAGAGCAACUGUCAAGAAUGUCUCUGUGACCCUUUGUCUAUAAGUGUACAGUGUAAGCCACAGAGCUGCCCAUCUACAACCCACAGUUGUAAGAAUGAAGGAUUUAUGCCUCUCCCUGUGCUAAACCCAGAAGAUUCAUGCUGCCCAGAAAUCCAGUGCAUAUGCAAUACUAAUCUGUGCUCCAAGGAAAAGAAAACUUGUGAACCUGGAUACCACCUAGCCUCAGUCUUUUUUGAAGGAGAGUGCUGUGUCAACUUUACAUGUGAACCAAUGGAAAAAGUCUGUGUGGUCAAUGGAACAGUUUAUGAGCCUGGAAUGACUAUUCCUAGUAAAUCCUGUGAAAAGUGCAUCUGUAGUUCUGUAAAGGACCCCGCUUCCAAGGGAAAUCUUGUGGAAUGUAAGCCAAGUACCUGCGACAUAGAUUGUCCAAAGGGUUAUGAGUGCCAAGUAAAAGCUGAUCAGUGUUGUGGGACGUGCAUCCAAGUGGCUUGCAUCAUCAACAUUAAUGGCACUGCUGAGAUACUGAAGCCUGGGCAGACAGAAGCUAGCAAUUGUAGCCAGUACAGAUGUGAGCCAAGGAACAAUGCACUGGUUUUGGUUGAGACUGAAGAAAUAUGCCCUUUCUUUGACCCAGAUUGUAAUCCUGAUCGAAUUGAAUGGACUCUAGAUGGCUGCUGCAAGAUAUGCAAAGAGACACAAAACUGCAAGCCACACAAAAAUCAGACUCUAAUUCAUGAAAAUGAAUGUGUAUCUUCUGAAACUGUAGAAUUGACCUACUGUGAAGGAACUUGCCCAAGUUCUUCAGUAUAUUCCCAAAAGACAAAGACAUUUCAGCGUAAGUGUAAGUGUUGCCAGGAGUCCAAGAGCCAUAGAAAAGAAGUAACCUUGAAAUGUCUGGAUGGCAAAACCAUCAAUUAUGACUACAUGUAUGUGGAUGAGUGUAAGUGCACUACUGCAUGCACCUAAGAAGCCACAACCAGCUAGAAGAAGAAUAAUUUUCAUUUUCCUUUGUCCAAGAUAAACCCAACAAAGAUCACUCAGUCAUCAUCCAGUUCUACUUUGGAUCCCUGUGUCCUUGAACUGAUGU